AUUACUCUGUCCUCAAAUCUCUAUUGUGUAGGCAUAAAUUACACAUCGGCGACAUUAGCAGCAGCCAGCACUAAUACAAUUCCUGCCAUUACUUUCAUCAUGGCUCUUUUGUUCAGCUGCAUUCAAUCAGCAGUUUGGGCAGUUGCAAUGGAGAGGAAGGCAUCAUCAUGGAAGCUUGGAUGGGAUGUCAAUCUUCUUUCCGUGGCAUAUUGUGGUAUAAUUGUCAGUGCAGUUGCUUAUUGUUUGAGAGUUUGGGUAAUAGAGGCAAAAGGGCCUGUUUUCGCAGCGACCUUCACUCCAUUCUCCCUGAUAAUGACUGCCAUCUGCUCUGCAAUUCUGUGGAAGGAAGCCCUCCAUUGGGGAAGUGCUUGUGGAGCUUUACUGCUGGUGGGAGGCCUUUAUAGUGUUUUGUGGGGGAAGCACAGAGAAGCCAAAGCACACCAAAUUCAGGUAAAAUCAGAAGAAACCAGAGUCGAAACCACAUAG
Molecule: messenger RNA, 486 nt
Organism: Thlaspi arvense
Lineage: Eukaryota; Viridiplantae; Streptophyta; Magnoliopsida; Brassicales; Brassicaceae
Source: the annotation of a GenBank genome assembly